GUCUUCACAACCGCUCAGAAGUUGAAAUAAAGUUAGGACUUAUCGGAGGAGUGUUACAUGUUCCACCAUCAGUAACACAACAGAACGGAAAUGACAACGGUGCUCCAAAAUGGAUCCCGGGUGCCACCACACUGCAAGGCGAGAGCGAACAGAUCUUUGCCGAGGGCACUCGGUCUGAUGAUUUCGUACCAGACCAAGAGAAAUCCACCACUUUAUAUUUAAGGCUGGUGGCCAGGGCUGACGAUAACCCACCAGUAUCAAAUGAAGAUCAAUGCACCCCGUUAGCAAGAGAAACUCUCAUUCCACCUCCUGUGGGAAACCUAGCAAAGAAGAAUAGUAAUAGUACAUUCGAACUUGCAUCUCUAGCAAAACGCCCAAAGUUUUCAUGA
Molecule: messenger RNA, 389 nt
Organism: Paramuricea clavata
Lineage: Eukaryota; Metazoa; Cnidaria; Anthozoa; Malacalcyonacea; Plexauridae
Source: the annotation of a GenBank genome assembly